CCGAUUGUUUCCGCCCCCGUCGGUUUCUUGACAGUUCGGUCGGUGUGUCUCUUGGUUGAUCUGCCCCUACCGCUGCUGUCGCUGUCUCUAACGCCAUGUUGUCCCAGUCCCGGUGCCUUUCCCGGACUCUCGGUCGCUCCCUCUCCGCUAUCAGCCAGGGUAAUAAUGUCUUAGGAAGGCGGACUGUUUCAGGCCUUUCUGCGUGCCAUCGGCUAGCUUACAAGAACAGCAGACAGUUUCCGGAUUGCAACACCAGAUCCAGUGUCUUCCACAUCAGGUAUUUCAAGACCUCUGCAGUCUGUAACAAUGAAGUGGUCACGGUAAAUACCCCUGCAUUUGCAGAGUCAGUCUCAGAGGGAGAUGUCAGGUGGGAGAAAGCUGUGGGAGACACAGUUGCUGAGGAUGAAGUGGUGUGUGAAAUUGAGACUGACAAGACAUCAGUGCAAGUUCCCUCACCCGCUGCUGGUGUGAUUGAAGCUCUCCUGGUCCCAGAUGGUGAGAAAGUGGAAGGGGGAACUCCACUCUUCAAACUUAGGAAAGGGGCUGGCGCUGCCAAAGCCAAACCAGCAGAUGCCCCCCAACCUGCCGCUCCUAAAGAAGAACCUGUUGCAGCAGCGGCUCCACCCCCGUCUGCUGGACCCAUCCCCACCUCCAUGCCCCCUGUCCCGCCAGUACUGGGGCAGGCCAUGACAUCUAAACCUGUAUCGGCAGUUAAACCCACAGCAGCCCCCCCACCUCCCCCAGCUGACUCAUCAUUGAAAGGAUCCAGAUCUGAGCACAGGGUGAAAAUGAACCGAAUGAGACUGAGGAUUGCUCAGAGACUCAAAGAAGCGCAAAAUACCUGCGCAAUGCUGACCACUUUUAAUGAGGUUGAUAUGAGUAAUAUCCAAGAAAUGAGAAGCAAACACAAAGAUGCUUUUCUUAAGAAACACAGUAUAAAGCUUGGCUUCAUGUCUGCGUUUGUGAAAGCUGCUGCAUUCGCUCUGCAAGACCAACCUGUCGUCAAUGCUGUUAUUGACGACACUACCAAAGAAAUUAUAUACAGGGAUUACGUUGAUAUUAGUGUGGCUGUGUCGACGCCAAAGGGCCUUGUGGUUCCAGUAAUCCGGGGCGUUGAGAUGAUGAACUUUACUGACAUUGAGAGAACAAUCAAUGAGCUUGGAGAAAAGGCUCGUAAGAAUGAAUUGGCAGUAGAAGAUAUGGAUGGUGGGACCUUCACAAUCAGCAAUGGAGGUGUUUUUGGAUCUCUGUUUGGUACACCUAUCAUUAACCCACCACAGUCUGCUAUCCUGGGCAUGCAUGGGAUCUUUGACAGACCGGUUGCUGUUGGUGGCAAGGUUGAAGUGCGGCCCAUGAUGUAUGUUGCUCUCACCUACGACCAUCGGCUGAUUGACGGUAGAGAAGCAGUGACCUUCCUGCGCAAGGUCAAGUCUGUAGUGGAGGACCCCCGAGUACUGCUCCUUGACCUGUAAUUCAGAGCACAAGCACAUUUAGACCAUUCUAUUUAAUAAGUCUUCUCUACAGAAGAGGUGGUAUAUACCCAUUUAUGACUACGCGUUUCAUAAGUCUGUUUUAAAAAAAAAAAAAAAAAGAGAAGUUGAGUCUGAUUGCUUACUCUAGAAGGGGGCAAACUGCAUGGAUUCUACCAGCAUAAAGGUGUAACGAUAAUAUAGCGCAGGCUGGGUUUUCAGUAGAUCAGAUGUGAAUGAUGAGAUUUGUUUAGAAACUUUUUAUUAUAGAUUUGAUCCCAUCUUAAAAUUCAUUGUGAGAAAUGAUUGGAAUUUCAGAAGAAAAAAAAAAUGCUCCCAAACAAAUGUUAUGAAAUUCAUUGUAUUGCACAAAAAAACACAUUAAUGUAUACCCUGGAGUUUGCCUAAAUCCAUAUGUGUAGGCUGUCUGUAAAAUGCACUGAAUUGUUUGUCUAUAAAUACUGUGGUCUAUAUGGUAAUAGAAAAAGUGUAAACCAGAAUCCCAUCUACUGGCAUUGCUUAUUUCUGGUCAGUUAAGAGAUAGAUAUAUUUUUUUUCUUAAGCUUUGACGUAUUUAGAAGUAGUGUUGACGUCAGUAUAAAAUAGACACUCAAGUGGGUAGUGCAUCUUUCAGCAGGUUUGAGAUCAGCUUUGUUCACCUUGGGAUCAGAUACACUUUAUUCUGUAUACUGAACUUGUAACUAUUUAAAGAAAAUGAUUUUAAACAUUAAAACACAGGAAACCUCUGAUGAAAGUA
Messenger RNA from Polyodon spathula (Mississippi paddlefish), 2226 nucleotides. RefSeq names its product dihydrolipoyllysine-residue succinyltransferase component of 2-oxoglutarate dehydrogenase complex, mitochondrial-like. Gene Ontology annotation, biological process: tricarboxylic acid cycle. The record is from RefSeq and is a predicted model, not a curated record. Gene Ontology annotation, cellular component: oxoglutarate dehydrogenase complex. Gene Ontology annotation, molecular function: dihydrolipoyllysine-residue succinyltransferase activity. Lineage: Eukaryota; Metazoa; Chordata; Actinopteri; Acipenseriformes; Polyodontidae. The transcript is spliced from 15 exons. The coding region runs from base 96 to 1472 and encodes 458 amino acids.